AUGUUUAACAAAGGGACAACAGUGACACAGAUAUUAUUAACAUCUACCUGCUUGCACCUUGUCAGUGCAUUUCCCCCCCCUCUCUCUCUCUCUCUCUCUCUUUCUUUAAAUCUUUCUCUCACUCUCUAUCUCUUUAAAGUCUUUCUCUCACUCUCUAUCUCUUUAAAGUCUUUCUCUCACUCUCUCUCUUUAAAUCUUUCUCACUCUCUCUCUUUAAAGUCUUUCUCUCACUCUCUCUCUUUAAAGUCUUUCUCUCACUCUCUCUCUUUAAAGUCUUUCUCUCACUCUCUCUCUUUAAAGUCUUUCUCAAUUUUCUCUCUCUUUAAUUCUUUCUCUCUGCCCUUUCUAAAGCCUCUCUGCAGUCUCUCUUAUAAAUUCUUUCCAGUCUCUCUCUCCCCCCUCUCUUUUCAGUCUCUCUCUCCCUCCUCUCUUUUUUUAAUCUCUUUUUUCUCCCCCCUCUCUUUCAGUUCUCUCUCUUUCUCCCCCCUCUUUAGAGUCUCUCUCUUUCUCCCCUCUCUUUUCAGUCUUCUCUUUCUCCCCCUCUUUUCACUAAAAUUUUCCCCUCUCUUUUCAGUCUCUCUCUUUCUCCCCCUCUCUUUUCAGUCUCUCUCUCUCAAGUCUUCCUGUCUUUCUCCAAGAACAAACCAGACAGAAAUCUGGCUAAAAAAUACUCAUUUCUCUUGUUCAUAG
Molecule: messenger RNA, 690 nt
Organism: Acanthosepion pharaonis
Lineage: Eukaryota; Metazoa; Mollusca; Cephalopoda; Sepiida; Sepiidae
Source: the annotation of a GenBank genome assembly